Molecule: messenger RNA, 1969 nt
Organism: Carassius gibelio (silver crucian carp)
Lineage: Eukaryota; Metazoa; Chordata; Actinopteri; Cypriniformes; Cyprinidae
Product: parathyroid hormone 2 receptor-like
Exons: 13
Coding region: 1-1626 (541 amino acids)
Biological process (GO): cell surface receptor signaling pathway; adenylate cyclase-modulating G protein-coupled receptor signaling pathway
Cellular component (GO): plasma membrane
Molecular function (GO): parathyroid hormone receptor activity; G protein-coupled peptide receptor activity; peptide hormone binding
Source: RefSeq, a predicted model, not a curated record
AUGAGGGAUUGUCUCCUGUGGAACUUCGCCAAAGUGAUUCUGUUCUGGACAUUAGUUGAUGCUCAGGCAGGUGAAGAUGGUGAGAUUACAGCUGAAGAACAGGUGCAGAUGCUGCUGGAUGCGAAGCUGCAGUGUCUUCAGAAGGUUUCCACAGAUGACCCUGCAGUUGGUGUGUGUGUCCCAGAGUGGGAUGGUCUGAUAUGUUGGCUGCAAGGCUUCCCUGGAACUCUGACCAAGACCCCCUGUCCCAGAUAUAUCUAUGACUUCAACCAUGCAGGACAUGCUUACAGGAGGUGUGACUCUAAUGGAUCCUGGGUGCUUGCAGAGAGCUCAAACAAGACCUGGGUCAACUACACUGAAUGCAUCAAAUCCCCAGAACCCAACAAAAAGAGACAGGUCUUUUUUGAACGGCUGCACAUCAUGUACACAGUAGGCUAUGCAGUUUCCUUCAGCUCUCUUCUAGUGGCCAUCUUUAUUAUUGGAUACUUCAGGCGUCUCCACUGCACCAGGAACUACAUUCACAUGCACCUGUUUGUUUCCUUCAUGCUGCGUGCUGUCAGCAUCUUUGUGAAGGAUCACGUGGUACAUACUAGUGCCAGGCUGCAGGAAUUUGAUGCUGUGCUUAUGAAUAACUUCACUAAUGCUGUGGAUGUGGCACCAGUGGACACCUCACAGUAUAUGGGUUGUAAAGUGACCGUCUUGCUGUUUAUCUAUUUCCUGGCUACAAACUACUACUGGAUCCUGGUAGAGGGCUUGUACCUGCACAGUCUCAUCUUCAUGGCCUUCUUGUCUGAUUCAAAGUACCUGUGGGGCUUCACUUUGAUCGGGUGGGGUGUUCCCGCUCUUUUUGUUGCAGCAUGGGCAGUUGUCAGGGCAACGCUGGCAGAUGCAAGGUGCUGGGAGCUGAGUGCAGGAAACAUCAAAUGGAUCUACCAGGUUCCCAUUCUGACAGCCAUUGGGCUGAACUUCCUCCUGUUUGUGAAUAUCGUGCGGGUUCUUGCCACCAAGAUCCGUGAGACUAACGCAGGCAGAUACGACACACGGAAACAGUACAGGAAGCUUGCCAAAUCUACACUUGUGUUGGUGUUUGUAUUUGGAGUGCACUACAUUGUGUUUGUUGGAAUGCCACACACAUUCGCAGGUCUUGGCUGGGAGGUGCGGAUGUAUUGUGAGCUGUUCUUCAAUUCUUUCCAGGGCUUCUUUGUGUCUAUCAUCUACUGCUACUGUAAUGGAGAGGUCCAGACUGAGAUCAAGAAAACAUGGACACGGUGGAACCUAGCAUUUGAUUGGAAGGGCCCGGUGGUGUGUGGGAGCUACCGCUACGGCUCUGUGUUGACGGGCCUUAACAACAGCACCAGCAGUCAGUCCCAGCUUGCUACCGGUGGCCCUGGCACCCGUUCCACCACGCUCUUCUCCAGCCGAGUCUACCGCAGCAGCGGGGGGCCAACCAUUAGUGCCCAUGCCUCCUUGCCAGGCUAUGUGCUCAAUUCAGAUGCUGACAGCUUGCCACCAUCCAUACCUGAGGAGCCAGAGGACAGUACAAAGCAGGUCGAUGACAUCCUGCUGAAGGAGUCCCUGCCCACGAGGCCCAGCAGUGGCCUGGAGGAUGACGAGGAAACUCUGUAGAUAAUGGUGCGAUGAUAUACAGACAAAUUGGGUAUAAUAGCACAUUGGGCAUUGGUUAAAGAGCAAAAAUGACAGUUUGUGACCUGCAGCACACACUGCUUUGGGUGGCAACAGCACCUCAGCAACGAGCACUUCCUGUUCAAGCUGUGACACAUAGUUUUGUUUUUGACACAUUGCCAUACGCAGACAGAUUGAUAUGUUCAUGGCAAGAUAUCUCCACUCAUCACUUUAACAAGAAGUAUUCACAGCUAUGGAAAUGCUGAUGAAUAAAGUUUCUUGUUGCUUCAUGCAGUUCUUAAACUGCCAUCUGGACAAUGUGAAUACUUGAGUUUUUUAUUUUCAA